Nomia melanderi (Alkali bee) is the source of this 659-nucleotide messenger RNA. The record is from RefSeq and is a predicted model, not a curated record. NCBI's taxonomy places the organism in Eukaryota, Metazoa, Arthropoda, Insecta, Hymenoptera, Halictidae.
UUGUAUAUAUACUCUAUAUUUGAACCUAUUUCUAUCAGAGAAGUAGUAUACUACUAUUUUUUAUUCACAAUAUAUAUCAUUAUUGGUGGUAUAUUGAAUAACAGUCUUUUAUUGUUAGAUAUAAUUGGAAUGGAAAUAAAGAAGAUAAGGAUACUUUAACCGAUAAUGUGGAAUGGAACGAUGAAGUUGAAUGUUCCUGUUCGGAUGUGAACGUUACGUGCACAGGAAAAUGUCCAUUUUGUAAUCAAAUUUAUGAUGUUUUUGAUACUUCUAAUAAAUACAUGAAUUCCAUCGGCGUACAAAAGGGAAAGGAUAAACCGAAGAAAAAACGAUUCAGUUUUCUGCAGAAAAGUUUUCAAGACAAAAAGAAACGAAAGGAUUUGGAAAAUCGGGAUAGGAAGAAAAUUGUGGAGAAAGCUGUUUCUAAGAAACGACAAAAAUAUCCAACUGCUUUCAAAGGAGAUCAACAGUGCGAAUGUUGUAAAUGCAGUACAGAUACUAAAAGUGCAGACAAAAUGAUUCGUGAGAGAAAAGAGAACGAGAAGAAAAUACUGUAUAAACUGAAAGCGAAAAAACGUAAAGAGAAGAAAAGAAGGAAAGACGAAAUACGUAAAGCAGAGAAAUAUGCGAAUAUAUGUUUUAGAGAUACUUGUAAAUAA